Molecule: messenger RNA, 879 nt
Organism: Lucilia cuprina (Australian sheep blowfly)
Lineage: Eukaryota; Metazoa; Arthropoda; Insecta; Diptera; Calliphoridae
Product: DNA replication complex GINS protein PSF1-like
Exons: 4
Coding region: 66-644 (192 amino acids)
Biological process (GO): DNA replication; DNA strand elongation involved in mitotic DNA replication
Cellular component (GO): GINS complex
Source: RefSeq, a predicted model, not a curated record
GUAAACAAAUAUUUUGCUAUAUGUCAUUAUUAAUACAAUAAAUUUAUACAUUAACGUUAAUAAAAAUGAGUAAAUCCAAUAAAAUGUUUGCCGAUAAGGCAUUUGAAUUAGUUAAGGAAUUGGAACGAUCCUCUCAAACAAUACCAGCUUUUGAUGAUGAUGGUGUCAGACAAGUUUUGGAAGAAAUAAAAGCUAUAUUUGAAGAAAAUUGUGCUCAAGCAGCCAACUAUUCCACAUCAGGUGAUCGUACAUUAUGGCCCUUAUUAAAUUUUCGUCAUGCUGCUUUGCAGCGCAAUAAAAGAUGUCUCCUCACCUACCUGCAUCAACGUUUACAGAGAAUCAAAGCUUUACGUUGGGAAUUUGGUCCGAUAGUGCCAUCCGACAUUAAAGUAAAUCUUUGUGAACCAGAAGUGACUUUUUUCAAUAAAUACUCUAAAUCUUUAGCCUCCUAUAUGCGUUCCAUAGGUGAUGGUCAAGGUAUUGAUCUAACCGGUGAUCUUCGUCCACCAAAAUCCCUAUAUAUUGAAGUACGUUGUGUGGAAGAUUUUGGCAAAUUUGAAUUGGAAGAUGGAGAAGUUAUUUAUCUUAAGAAAAAUAGUCAACAUUAUUUGCCACGGUCACAGGUGGAAACAUUGAUAUAUUGAUUCAUACUACGUUUACAAAUAUGUAUAUUCAGUCUGCUGAUUGUGAUGCAGUUCCAAUGUGUUGACUAAUCAAGUCUAAUGAAUCUGUCCAUUUGUAUAUUUGUUUAUCGAUGUAUAUAUGUGAUUUAAAUUAUACUUUGUGACAUAAAUAACCGUCAACAGAGUAUAUUUAACUUUGACAUUUUUUUAUUUAAAAAUAAUAAUAAUAAUAAUAAUAAUAAAACUCUAAAUUGUG